This is a messenger RNA of Peronospora farinosa, 1008 nucleotides long. The record is from the annotation of a GenBank genome assembly. NCBI's taxonomy places the organism in Eukaryota, Oomycota, Peronosporomycetes, Peronosporales, Peronosporaceae.
AUGAAACCUGCUGUGGGUCUUGUGCUCACAGCAAUUGUCCUCAACUGUGUCGGUGCUACCACUUUUUUCGCGGAUUUCAAUUCUGGAGAAUCAGAGGAUGGCUCAGCCUGGGAAACUGGCUCAGCUGGCGUUACGCCGACUGUAGACUCUAAGGAAUUAUUGUGGGACUUUAGCUGGGAGGUGUUGGGCUCAAGUGAGACUUCUAGCAGCGAUGACUGCUGCAACGAGAUUUGUACGACGGACUACGAACCCGUCUGUGCUUCGGACGGUGUCACGUACGCGAAUUAUUGUGCAUUUAGCAAUGCUCAGUGCAAAACCAUCGAUCUGACUUUGUUGGCACUAGGUGAAUGUGCGGGUGGGGCUUUGUCUGAUGAAGAUGAAACAGACAGUACUGCUUCACUUUGCCCUGACGUAUGUCGCGAUAUAUAUGACCCCGUUAGCGAUGAAAAUGGCACGAUUUACACAAACGACUGCUUUAUGCAAAUGGCCCAAUGCAAUGACACGAAGGAAGACGUGGAUAUUCAAGUAGAGUACAAGAAGCUGUAUAUGCGAUUAUUUAAGGCUCUUUUCCAUGGCGAUAGCACCGACGAUGAUUCCUUUAGUGAAGAGAGUCUUAGCUCAUCAGCGGUGGCCAUAACUUCCACGAAGAGCACGACGGCUGGAAUGUUACGGACAACGGAGACAUCGUCGGCCAGUGAUAGUGAUAUUGGUAGUCUUUAUGAAGACGAAUCUAAUGACAACAUUGGCAGCGGCAGUUCAUCGCCCACCACGAAGUGCAAAAAUACCUGUCUCGAUAUUUACUCGCCGGUUUGUGGCUCCGACGGUGUCUCCUACAUAAAUGUGUGCCAGCUGGAGCUUGCAGCCUGCAAGAACCCGAAACUUAAUAUUGUCCGAACAAAUGAGGAUAAUUGUGCCGAUUCUGAGCCUACCAUCGCGCAGGAUGAAAUAGUGUCUGAAAAAAUACCGUUUAACGCCACAAAGACCGCUUUGAUGGCUGAAAGUAUGUAG